Penicillium samsonianum is the source of this 1596-nucleotide messenger RNA. RefSeq names its product putative F-box protein (Pof7). Lineage: Eukaryota; Fungi; Ascomycota; Eurotiomycetes; Eurotiales; Aspergillaceae. Gene Ontology annotation, cellular component: SCF ubiquitin ligase complex. The transcript is spliced from 2 exons. The record is from RefSeq and is a predicted model, not a curated record. Gene Ontology annotation, biological process: SCF-dependent proteasomal ubiquitin-dependent protein catabolic process. Gene Ontology annotation, molecular function: protein binding. The coding region runs from base 1 to 1596 and encodes 531 amino acids.
AUGGACGACAACGAUGAGCUUGAGUCGUUCCGCCAACAGUGGCGCGAGGAGGUCACUCGUCGAUCAAAACCCAAGGCUGCCCCUCCUGCUCCUGCAACUCCGACCCCUCCGGCUCGUCUUCCGCCCACACGCCACGAGGCCUCACACCGCAAGGAGAUCGAGGAAGAGGGUCCGCCGCUGGCUUCCUUUGAUCCCGAUGAGCUGGCCCAACAAGUCGGUGAACUGAGUGUGGAACCACCCGAAGAUGACUUCUCACGUCGAGAGGUAGCAGAACCAACAUCUGCACUGGAGCACUUUGAACGAGCGGUCGAGAAGGAGGCCGAAGGCAACUUGGGAGAUAGUCUUUCACAUUACCGGAAGGCAUAUAGGCUAGAUUCCGCGGUCGACAAGUCCUACCGGAAUAAGCACUAUGCCCAUGUAUGGAAGAAGCCAAAUCAGCCCGCGCCCACUACCCCUGUCGCUGUGACCCAGCAGCCCGAUGUACCGAUCCUCCCGACAUCUGAGCUCAUUGCAUCGUUUGCACACCUGCCAAUCUCACAGCUGGAUCCUAUCUUCGAGAACACACCACCGCCCCCUUGCCCGAUCGCCACUGUGCCGUCGGAAGUGUUAGUGGAGAUUCUGCGGCAUGUGGCAAUGAACGACCCAUCGGCAUUUGGCCGGAUGGCACUGGUCUGCAAGCGGAUGGCGUACCAUUUCGCUCACGAACAGCAUAUCUGGAGACGGAUCUGUCAAGGCCCGGAGUUUGGCUUCCAGGGAAUGCAUUAUGACUUUGCAUGCGACCUGCAUGGGGAACCGAUUUACACCCUUGCGCCGCGAUACACUCCAUUUCCCAAGGGCGGGCCUGUGGAAAUCCCCCCGCCGCUGUCUUCAUGGAGCCAAGUGUUCCAGACCCUACCUCGGAUUCGUUUCACGGGCAUCUACAUUAGCACGGUCAACUAUACUCGGCCUGGUGCUGCAUCUGCGUACUCGAAUCUGUCGUGGAACAGCCCCAUCCACAUCGUGACUUACUACCGCUAUCUGCGGUUCUACCCAGAUGGCUCGGUAAUCUCGCUGCUCACUUCAACGGAGCCAGUCGAUGUGGUCCCUCAUAUUAGCAAAGAGAAUUUGAUGGCGUCGCGCACCCCAACACACCGAAAACAUCAGCGGCGUCUGUCCGAUGCGGGUCAUACCCUAUCUGGAGCCACUGAUGCCAUCCCACCUGUCGCCACGAAUACAUUGAAGCAUGGCCUUCGGGGCCGGUGGCAUUUGGCCUCGCCUGUUGACACUUCUGAAACUUGCGAAACCACCGCCGAGGUCUGGAAGCCCCACUCAGCCUCUGAUCAGAAAUCGCUUCUUUCCGACGAGCGGGAUCUCAUCAUUGAAACAGAGGGCGUAGAUCCCAAGUACGUUUACACGAUGCAUCUAUCGCUACGUUCCUCGACCGUACCGAAAUCUGCUCAAGUUGGACCGGCUCCUCCCAACCCAUCGAAGAACACCAAGCUUGCCUGGAAGGGUUUCUGGAGUUACAACAGACUGACGGAUGACUGGGGGGAGUUCGGUCUUCGCAAUGACCGAGCAUUCGUUUUCCGACGCGUACGCGGCUGGGGCCUAGACUGA